AUGUUCUUCAAACAAGCCAUCCUCAUCGCUACUGCUUUCGCAACUCUCGCGGUCGCCACUCCGACAAAGAUGACCCGUCGGACUGAGCCAGCCAGCUCGUGCUCUACUGGCUCUCUUGACUGCUGCAACAGCAGUGGAGAUGCUACCGACACGUCGAUCACUACGUUACUUGCCGGUAUUGGACUCCCUAUUGGGAGUGUCACUGGUCUAGUCGGUGUCACUUGCAGCCCUAUCACAGGCAUUGGCCUCGGUGGUUCAGGAUGCUCCUCCGAAGCGCUCUGCUGCAGCAACAACUCCUUCAAAGGACUCGUUGCUUUAGGAUGUGUCCCCGUCGACCUCAGCCUCUGA
Molecule: messenger RNA, 348 nt
Organism: Pleurotus ostreatus (oyster mushroom)
Lineage: Eukaryota; Fungi; Basidiomycota; Agaricomycetes; Agaricales; Pleurotaceae
Exons: 3
Coding region: 1-348 (115 amino acids)
Cellular component (GO): fungal-type cell wall
Molecular function (GO): structural constituent of cell wall
Source: RefSeq, a predicted model, not a curated record